Molecule: messenger RNA, 2063 nt
Organism: Pelobates fuscus (common spadefoot toad)
Lineage: Eukaryota; Metazoa; Chordata; Amphibia; Anura; Pelobatidae
Exons: 2
Coding region: 167-1276 (369 amino acids)
Source: RefSeq, a predicted model, not a curated record
CUGUAGUACGAACAAAAAGCAACCGAGGGGAGAUCAGGAGUCACUUCUAAACAUCACUGCAGGAGAGAAAGAGACGGCUAUAGAGCCUCUGGAAAGACAGACAGACAGACAGAGAGCCAGACAGCACGCUAAUCCCAGGUGUCUUAUUAAUACCUAAUUACUGAAGAUGGGUCUGCCAGCAAAAGAUGUGCCCUGUCCAAAAUCUGCAUCACCUAGAAUGCCCGUGCCUUCAGUGCCUAGGAAAACCAGCCAGAAAUCGGUAACAACACCUAGAACACCAUCUCAUGGUAAAGCAGUAAGGGAUACUACUGCAUCUGCAAACGUAGCACAAUCAGUGAGUGCCGGUGAUAACUCGAAAUUAACAAGGGCUCGAAAUGCUACAACACCCCGCGACAGUGGUGAUGCAAGAAAGUCAUCAGUCUCCAGUCAGCGGCCAAGCAGUUCAUCAAGAACCAGACAAAGUCCAGAUGUCCCAUCCACCUCUGAGAUGACAGUGAAGAUGCUCACACCUUCUAGUGCGAGACAGUUUUCUGUAAAAGAUGUAGAAAAAAUAGAAAAGGACACCCGUGGGCAGAGAGAUAAUCCAGAAUGGUUUAACUGGCGUAAACACCGCAUUACAGCUUCCAUGGCGCAUCAAAUAUCACACAGUCGAUUCGCUAAUGGGAAAACAACAGACAUUCCACAGUCGUACUUGAAGGCUGUAUUGGGUUCUGGACCCAGCGUGCAAACGCCUGCUAUGAAUUGGGGCGUGAGGAAUGAGAAAAAUGCAGUACGCGCCUAUGAAAAAUGGACUUUAGAAAACACUGGGAGAAAAGUACAGGUGGAUGAGUGCGGCUUAUUUGUUCACACCAAGAAAAACUGGAUGGCAGCGAGCCCAGAUGGCAUUGUGGUAGAUGCACUUACCGGAGAGAAGUUGGGCAUCUUGGAAGUAAAGUGUCCGUAUAAACAUAGAGAGCACAGCAUACGCCAGGCAUGCGCUGACCGCGAUUUCUGUCUGAAGCCAGAUGGGGAUUCCUAUGCGUUAAAGACUGAUCACCCCUACUACACCCAAGUUCAGUGCCAACUGGCAGCCACAAAGAUGGAUCGCUCAGAUUUUGUAGUGUACACAAAGAAAGACACAGCUGUUGUUCCAGUGAGCUUUGACUCUAAGUUUUGGGAAGAGACUGAAUCAAAGCUAGAAAGAUUUUACUUUGAGGCCGUGAUUCCAAACCUAAAUGGCAAGGGUACAGGUGGAAGAGCAGUAGAAGAAACAGAUGCGUGGGCAGUAGAAGAAUGAGAGAAAGAAAACUGCAGAAAUGCAAUUAUAAGAAGAUUCUUUGUUUGGGUUUGAUUCAAUGGUUUCCUAUGUUGAACACACCUGGGUUGAACUCAGGGAAAGGAAGAGAUGAAGGCAGAAUUUGUAUUAAAGGUAGUGACAAGAUAUAUGACAUGAUGAGUGGAUAUUCAGACUGGAGCAUACUAGAGCUGCUAGUAGCCUCUUCUUCUACCAAAUCCACCGAAAAUCAAAGAAAUAUGGCGUCCAUGGAUGGCCUACUUCAAAGAUCCUGAUUGAUGGCUUGUCCAGUCUAUAACCUAUUUGUCUUUGCCGUACUCACCUCUUCCACCCUUUCCCCCAAACAUGCGUAGUACAGCUUUAGUACUAGUACUUUGUCUUAGUGGGCUAUACUUUCUCCUAGGAGUAAUUUGAUACCUAUGGGUGCGACUAGGAUGUUUUUUCUUUUAUUUGUAUUUGUGUUUGUUUUCAAUUCAUGCAAGCUACAUAAAAGAGAACGUGUAUGGCCAGAUUUGAUGUCUCACAUUUUUACAAGAUUGACACCAGGCUGUUCUUGAUGAUGUUAUAAGUUUCAUGUAUUUCACCCAUUCUUUUCUGUUCUUCAUUGUACAAGUCUGACCUGCAUUAUAUGACUGUAUUCUAUUGAUGAAUAAAAAGUAAAAAAAAUAGGGAUAUGUGGAAAUAUAAAUCACAGGCACAGUCUCAUGAAAUAAAGUUUUAGACAUUCAUCUGGCAAAUAACAUGGUAUAUGUUCCAUAUCUGUAUUUCAUGGAUAAUACGUGCCUUCUAU